AUGAUGUGGCCAUUACACAACAUUUUUAUGGUUAUGUGGGUAAUGAUGAUUCUGCAGCUGAUGAAUUGCGAGCUUAAAGCAGCCGAAUUGGAUAAUGAAUUUGCCGAAUUUGAAGAGGUAGAAGAAGAAGCACAAAAGAUAGUUUUAAGGCCAGUCGAAGAAACUAAUGAGUCCUAUGAAGACAAAACGAUAGCUACUGAGGAUCUUGAUGACGAUGAGUUUAUUGAAGAGGAGGAUGAGUUUGCAAGAAAUGUCAAGAAAACUCGUCCUGAAAGGACCGAAUCCAAUGCACCACCUCCACUCAGAUUUGCUGAUGUGCCUGCUCAUUUUCGGUCAAAUUGGGCAUCAUAUCAAGCAGAAGCUUUAGUGCUAUCAAUUCUAAUAAUAUACAUGAUUAAUUAUGUCAUUGGUCGCUCCAAAAAUCAAAGUAUCGCAAACAAAUGGUUCAUGGCUGCAACACCGUUCUUAGAAGAGCAGUUUACUCUCGUCGGAGAUGAUGGUACAUCUGAAGAACUGAGGGAGGGCCAUAUGCACAAGGAUACUGAUUCGACUUACACAAUAUGGUGCACAGGCCGAGUCGGCUGUCAAGGAAUGUUAAUUACUCUCAAAUUGCUCAAAAGACAGGAUUUAAUUCAUGUCAUUUUGAAUUUCAUACGUCCAAAACAAGACAAGGUUAUUAUACGUAUCGACGUAGAUCAUAGUGAAAUGGAUUCAUUCGUGUUUGCUAUUGGUCACCGGAAAUCAGUAACUAAAGCAGUUAAAGAAAUGAUGGACCUCAGUAUGUUUACGGUAGAACGAAAGGGUCUCGACAAAGUAGGGCUUUCUUCUUCAAUUGUAGUUUACGCAGAAAUAUUCGAAGCAGUUAACGCAAUUAUUGAUCCAACAAUUUUGUCUGUAUUUCGCAAGUAUGAAAGUGCGAUUGAUUACUUUCAUUUUUCAGAUCAGUACUCUGGUUAUAAACCAUCCGACGGUGAAGCAUUCACUCGAUUGCCUGAAACAUAUCGAGUGCUCUUUUUCGCUCUCAAGAUGGGUGAUGAUAUAACGGAGCUUGAAGCGUUAAUGAAAACAGUUUUUCACUGUUUCGAGAAAAUAAGACGUUACCGUCUUUCAAGAGAAGGAAAACUAAAAGCAGAUAAGAAGCGACAAAGUGUGCAGGAAGCUUACAUGAAAACAACACAUCAAGCGAGGCAAGAGGCAGCUCAAGCUCGUAGAGAAGAGAAGACGCGAGAGCGGAAACAACGAAUGUUAGAGGAAGAAGAUCCAGAAAAACAGAGAAGACUGGAAAGAUUAGAACAAAAACGUGAUAUGAAACUCAGGCAACCAAAAAUGAAGCAGUUAAAAGUGAAAUAA
Thelazia callipaeda (thelaziosis nematode) is the source of this 1350-nucleotide messenger RNA. The record is from the annotation of a GenBank genome assembly. NCBI's taxonomy places the organism in Eukaryota, Metazoa, Nematoda, Chromadorea, Rhabditida, Thelaziidae.